AUGGCGGGAGGAAGGCUACGUCUCUCCUUCUGGUCCAUGCUGGCAUUAGUUCUCGCACUGCCAUGGGGACUAUUUGCGACGGCCCAUGAGGUUAUGCCAUCGGAUAAUCCAGCGGAUUAUCCUUCACAAUAUCGAUAUAUCAUGAAUGGGAGCGAGCUGAGCGUGCUCGGAAUAGGCUCAAUUGGCCUUAUUCCGCUGAGCGCAAGUCUGUGGAGCUUGUCUCCAGAGGACUUCUCGAGUACAAUAGUGAGCGGUAAUCUACAAAACGUGAAUUCCUCCACCGCCACCGGGCUGUCCGCGUUCACAAUACCGUACAUUUCCUGCGAUGAUCCCGACGUCAUGGAAGUCAUCAGCGACGCCUUCAAAUCUACCGACGUUCGGAACGUCCUGGCUGCAGUAUUAUACUCCGAGACUCAUACGCAUUGCCGCAUUACUGACACAUUGGCUGUUGCGGAAUGGCUCAACUUGCUUACUGUCGGAGAUAUGGAGCAAGCGAGGCAGGUUGCUGCACUUGAACUCAAUAACGAUAGCAUAGGAGUCGUCCAGAUAGCUGCGGAUCUAUCUUCUCUACCUCCCGGAACCCGUCUUGAUCCUCCACGAAGAGGCAGUCCAAUACCAAUGAUCAUAUUGUAUGCACUUACCAGCAUGAUUACCGUGCUCCUCCUACUUGUCAUCAUCGGCGGAGCAAUUAAGGCUCGUCGACAUCCCGAAAGAUACGGUCCAAGAGCACGUUUUAUGGGCAGACCGAGGCAGAGCCGAGCCAAGGGGAUUGCAAUGGCCAUGCUGGAGACGCUACCAAUUGUGAGAUUCGGUGAUCCUGAUCCAAAGCAGUCAAAAUCUGUUGGAACCGUAGAAGACGUGGAGAUGAGCCCUACUACAAAAGAGACAGCAGCUCAGAUCAAGGACUCCGAGCCAGAACAACGAGGAGCAGAGGAUGAGCCGGGCACUUCCAAGGCCACUGCAGAACCGACAAGGCCGAGAACACCGCUCGCCACGAGCGAUGAGGGCUCAGCGGACCUCACGACAAACAAGCCCGCACCCCCUAACCCAACAGCAGUAGGAGCAGCAGCACCAGCUGACGAGUCGCUUGAAACCGCCGAAGACCCCCUCAGCUGCUCAAUCUGCACUGAAGACUUUACGCUUGGCGAAGCCCUCCGCGUCCUCCCCUGUAACCAUAAAUUUCAUCCGCUCUGUGUUGAUCCUUGGCUCCUGAACGUCUCCGGCACUUGUCCCCUCUGCCGCAUCGACCUCCGCCCUCCCCAAGAAAUCACAGAGGAAAAUAGCCAAGACCCUAGCAUACCUACUAACAUCAAUCCUGUCUAUGCGGAUACAGCAGCAGCGCAACAACGACCGAGAAGCACACUUGGCGGGAUAAUGCGUGGGACUAGGGCGCUGGAUUUACAGACUAUCAUCGAGGCGAGCAGGGAGGAGAGGAUUUGGAUUUUGAGAAGAUGGAGGGAGGAGAGGCGGCCGCAGUGGCAACAGCAGGCGGACCAUGACGUGAAUGGCGCCGAAAAUACCGAUGCAGAUGUGAACGCAGCUGUGCACCGAAGGAGUAGGGUGCUGAGCCAACGGUUGAGGGACAGAUUUAGCGUGCGGUCCUCACAAGAUCCAUUACCACCACGAAGUCGGAAUGAUGGGUCCGAAGCUACUGAGAGAAGACCCAGCACAUGGUAUGCCAGCGAGGGCAACGCCAGGGCCGAGACCAGCACUACGAGUGCCGAUUCAACACCCCAACCGCCACCGCCACCGAAUGAUGCGGCGGCGGUGGAUGAGAGAGCAAGGACUGAGGAUGGUGAGAGGACCUUAGCUUCCUGGUAG
This is a messenger RNA of Endocarpon pusillum Z07020, 1821 nucleotides long. RefSeq lists its product as uncharacterized. Bases 1 to 1821 code for a protein of 606 amino acids. The record is from RefSeq and is a predicted model, not a curated record. The transcript has 3 exons. NCBI's taxonomy places the organism in Eukaryota, Fungi, Ascomycota, Eurotiomycetes, Verrucariales, Verrucariaceae.